AUGUCGAAGAAUAUUGCCAGAAAAGUAGCCUCGACGGUCAAGGCAGUGAAGCCUGUGUUCAAGCCGCACCAUUCAGGUACCCAGGCGGUCAAAAGCUUCGACAAGAGCAUGCCCAAAACAGAAAAGGUGGGACGCCCAUGGGAAGCCAUGAACAUGUCGAAAGACGAGUUUUUUGGCAGAAAAUACGGUAACAUCAGCGAAAACGAAAGAAAUAGGUUGAAUGAGAAGGUCGAAAGGCAGAGAAGGGCCCGGGCGUCGCGGAUGGAAAACGAGCGGGCUGAAAGACAGGCAGAACGAGAGUCCAGAAGAGAAUCCCGACCUCGAACCAGCUCCAGAUCCUCUGGCACCACCACCAGCUUGAGGAACCCACUCUUUGAGUACAUGUUUGGCACCCACGCCGUCAAGGCUGCCCUUAAAGCAGGCAAGCGCCCCUCCUACAACAAGCUCUACGUCCACAACUGCAACGACAAGGAGCUCAUCAAAAUGGCCCAGACUAUGUACGGACUCAAGGUAGUAGAGAGAGCCAACAAGAAUGAGCUUAACAUCCUUUGCAAUAACGGAGUGCACAACGGAGUGGUUUUGGAGACCAAGAAUCUCGAGUUGCCCACCAUCCACGAAUUGGGGGUGUGCCAGGACGGCCACUACGAGGUUAGUGUAUACGACGAGAUGUAUGACAAGCAGGUAGUCGAGGUCAAGCCCAUAGCCAGAAAGGCGCCGUUCCCAAUCGGGGUGUACCUUGAUGGCAUCACCGACCCACAGAAUAUGGGAGGCAUCAUCAGAUCGGCGUACUAUUUCGGGGUGGAUUUCAUCGUCAUUCCCGAGAGCAACUCGGCGCGGUUGGGGCCUGUGGCUAGCAAGGCUGCCGUGGGGGCUAUGGACAUGAUGGACAUUUAUGAGGCCUCUGACAGUCUCAAAUUUAUCGAGCGGAUCCGAGCCAAUGGCUGGAACGUCAUUAGCACGGGUGCUAGGCCAGCCCACGACGAGUUGCAGGAGUUGAAGACCAAGCACGACAAGGUGGAGACCCACUUGAAGAACCGGUUCGUAGAGCUAGAAGAGUUGGCCCAGAUCCUGAGCCAGGGACCAGUGUUGUUGGUGAUGGGUAGCGAGGGCGAGGGUGUCAGAACCAACAUGAAGCUUCGCUCGGACUACUUGGUGGGUAUCGAUAAAGGCCGGGGCGAAGACGACGUGGACUCGUUGAACGUGAGUGUGGCUGCCGGGAUCUUGAUGAGCGUGGCGACCCGAGGAUAG
Suhomyces tanzawaensis NRRL Y-17324 is the source of this 1248-nucleotide messenger RNA. RefSeq lists its product as uncharacterized. The record is from RefSeq and is a predicted model, not a curated record. NCBI's taxonomy places the organism in Eukaryota, Fungi, Ascomycota, Pichiomycetes, Serinales, Debaryomycetaceae. Gene Ontology annotation, molecular function: RNA methyltransferase activity; RNA binding. The coding region runs from base 1 to 1248 and encodes 415 amino acids. The transcript has a single exon. Gene Ontology annotation, biological process: rRNA methylation. Gene Ontology annotation, cellular component: mitochondrion.